AUGGCAGGGGAUGAGGCCUUGGUGCAUGUGAAGAUCACUCUUUUGCUGCUCUGGCAGGGUAUGUUUCUGUUUCUUUCUGGAUGGCCCCAGACUGGAAACUCCCAACGCCAUGGUCCUGCAGAGGUGGUGAUUCCCACAAGGCAUGCCAGCAGCAGGAAGCUUCCAGGCUGGCUCACUUACAGCCUUCAUUUUGGGGGCCAGAGACACAUUGUCCACAUGAAGGUCAACAAGUAUUUCCUGUCCAGACACCUCCCAGUGUUUACCUACAGCGACCAAGGUGCCCUCCUAGAGGACCAACCUUUUGUCCAGAAUGACUGCUACUAUCAAGGCUAUGUGGAAGGGGACCCAGAAUCCAUGGUGACCCUCUGUACCUGUUUGGGGGGUUUCCAAGGAACAUUACAGACAAAUGACGUUGUGUAUGAAAUAGAGCCCAAGAGGCAUUCUACCACAUUUGAACAUCUCAUAUACAAGGUGGACAGGAAGGAGACACAAUUCCCACCCAUGAGGUGUGGCUUGACAGAUGAAGAAACAGCACGACAAUUGAAGUUUCAAGAGACUGUUAAUUUCACCUUGAUGCAGAGUGGGUAUGAAGGCUGGUGGACCCACAAGCGGUUUCUUGAGCUGGCAGUGGUGGUGGACUACAAUCGAUACAUGCAUCGUGCAAGUAACACCACAAAAGUGCAGUAUGAAGUAUUCCUUGUUGUCAAUGGAAUUGAUAACUUCUUGAGCUCACUGGAUGUUGAUGUGGUUUUAAUAGGAGUUGAGGUCUGGAAUACAAGAAACCUCCUUCCAGUAAAUAACAUAAGUAAUUUCCUGUCAAUGUUUUGCACAUGGAAGAUGGCCAGCUUUAAUAACCGCCUACCCCAUGAUGUUGCACAUGUUUUUGUAAAGCAGGACUAUGGUAUUACUGUGGGCUUAGCCUAUGUUGGAGGAGUAUGUAACUCUCGUUUUAGCUGUGGAGUUGAUAGUUUUAUGAAUGAUGAUGUGCAUGAUUUUGCAUAUAUAGUAUCACAUGAAAUUGGUCAUAAUUUGGGUAUGGGACAUGAUGCAAACACUUGUAAAUGUGCCCAUAGGAUCUGUGUAAUGUAUCCAUCAAAAGCCGGUGCAAGUAAGUUCAGCAACUGCAGUUAUGCUGACUUCAUGAACACUGCUGUAAAACGAAAUUGUUUGUAUGUUUCAUCAAAUAAAGGGAACAUCUUCACAGUUACACAGUGUGGAAACAGUGUGGUUGAAGAAGGAGAAGAGUGUGACUGUGGCACUUUACAGUUGUGUUUAAAGGAUCCCUGUUGUCAAUUCAGUUGCACCCUGAGAUUGGGGGCUGCCUGUGCUUUUGGGCUUUGUUGCCAAGACUGCCAGAUCCUGCCAACAGGCACAGUGUGUAGACAACAGGAAAACACAUGUGAUCUCCCAGAGUGGUGCAAUGGGACAUCCAACCAUUGUCCAGAAGAUGUGUAUGUGCAGGAUGGGAUCCCAUGCGAGGACGGUGGCUACUGCUAUGAGAAGAGAUGCAAUAACCGUGAAGAACAGUGUAGGAACAUUUUUGGCAAAGAGGCCAAGAGUGCCAAUCAGAGUUGCUACACCAAAAUGAAUACCCGUGGUGAACGAUUUGGGAACUGUGGUAUCCGUGGUACUGAAUACGUGCGGUGUAACAUGUCAGAUGUCCUGUGUGGGAGGGUGCAGUGUGAGAAUGUGAGAGAAAUUCCCCUUCUGAGAGAUCAUUCUACUGUGCAUUGGACUCGCUUCAAUGACAUCACCUGCUGGGGUACCGACUACCACUUGGGGAUGGCCAUUCCUGACAUUGGUGAUGUGAAAGAUGGUACAGAGUGUGGUGCAGACCAUGUAUGCAUCAAAAGGAAGUGUGUCCAUCUGUCCCUCCUGGUAACUGGGUGUUCACCUGAGACCUGCAAUAUGAAUGGGGUCUGCAACAACAGAAACAACUGCCACUGCAGCCGUGAGUGGGACCCUCCCACCUGCCAGCAAAAGGGCUAUGGGGGAAGUAUCAACAGUGGUCCACCCCCUGAAACAGAAGAGGUUGGAAACCUAGAAUGGAUGCCUUACCUGCUACUAUUUUGGUUUAUUCUUUUUUUGAUAUUACUAUCAUUAUUGUGUUUGUUAUUUUGGUCCUUUAAUGCAGAAGAACUUCAAGGAAACAAGCAGCAGAAUGUUCCAACUUCAGCUGAGGAAAAAGGAAAAAAUGACAAUUAA
Messenger RNA from Phyllostomus hastatus (greater spear-nosed bat), 2205 nucleotides. Its product is annotated as disintegrin and metalloproteinase domain-containing protein 20-like. Bases 1 to 2205 code for a protein of 734 amino acids. Gene Ontology annotation, cellular component: external side of plasma membrane; sperm head plasma membrane; plasma membrane. Gene Ontology annotation, molecular function: metalloendopeptidase activity. The transcript has a single exon. The record is from RefSeq and is a predicted model, not a curated record. Gene Ontology annotation, biological process: proteolysis; male gonad development. NCBI's taxonomy places the organism in Eukaryota, Metazoa, Chordata, Mammalia, Chiroptera, Phyllostomidae.